Messenger RNA from Penicillium samsonianum, 1098 nucleotides. RefSeq names its product transaldolase. Gene Ontology annotation, cellular component: intracellular anatomical structure. The record is from RefSeq and is a predicted model, not a curated record. Gene Ontology annotation, molecular function: transaldolase activity. Bases 1 to 1098 code for a protein of 365 amino acids. The transcript is spliced from 6 exons. NCBI's taxonomy places the organism in Eukaryota, Fungi, Ascomycota, Eurotiomycetes, Eurotiales, Aspergillaceae. Gene Ontology annotation, biological process: carbohydrate metabolic process; pentose-phosphate shunt, non-oxidative branch.
AUGUCCGAGCGUAACUUGCUCGAGAGACUCGAGAAGCUUUGCAAUGUCGAUGUCGACGAUGUUGACACCGGGCUUAUCGCUUCUUUGCCCUUCAAACCUCACAACCUCACCUCAAAUCAACAAGUGAUCUGCAACACGAUGCUUGCCGACUCAAACCGCGAGUUGCUUACGAAUAUGGUUGACAUGUACGGCAGCCAGGGCUGGGAGGUUGUAUUUGACAGAAUGGCAGUACAACUCGUCAAAAAUAACCUCGAGUACAUAACGGGCCGCGUUCUGCUACAGAUUUCUCCUCGGCAUAUUAAUAACAAACCUGCCAUAAUUCAGCACUGCCGCCGACUCGCAAAGUAUUUCGAUGAUGCAAAUAUUCCAAAAGCUCGAUUUGCCAUCAAGCUUCCAUUCACAGGUGCUGCUGCGUGCGCUGCUGCGGAACUGAACAGUGAGGGCAUACGCACUCUUGCAACCUCGGUUUUUGGGCUGGAGCAAGCCAUCGCUGCGAGCCAGUCGGGCUGUCUGUUCAUCAGCCCGUACUAUAACGAAAUUGCUGCAUACUCAAACUUGUCAUUGUGGACAAACACCCCCGAUCCAGCGCUGGAGCAUCCCAUGUCGGCUCGGGUGAUUCACAUUCUUGAGGCGUACGCCAAAUCCUACAGUGAAACAGGCAACGAGCAGCCAAUAAUGGUGAUUGCAAGCCACCUGAACGCUACUGAGGUCAUGGCCAUGGCUGAGCUUGGCUGUCAGCAUGUCACGGUCACAGGGGGGAAUAUGAAAGCCCUUCUACAGACUCCUGACAACCUCUCGCCGGUUACCGUCCCAAAACCUACCCAUCCAUAUGCGCAUCUCAUCACACCCGCGAGAUUGAAGUGUUUGUCGCACGUCGACUCACUUUCACCAGCGGGCUGGAGUGACAUAUUGGCGUCGGGAUCAACCGAUUAUCUCACAAACAAUGGGUGUGCCCUAGACGAAGCUAUACAAGCAGAUGGGUUUGUAGCGAAGGGAAUUAAGGAUGCGAUGGAUUGGUUCAUUGAAGCUGAAGAAAAGGCAAAGCAUGCGAUCGAAAGGGAGAUUUCCAUGAGGAAGGAGUCUGCCAGUGCACAGUAA